AAAUGAACAGGCCCCCGGGCGGCCCCGAGCUGCUCGGACGCCCUGCGGAGGGCUCGGACCGCAGCGGAGCGCGAGCCCAGGGGUCACCGGCUUGGUGAGUGGGUUGCCGGGGGCCCGGGUCGGAUGCCGGGGCCAGGAGGACGGAGGGCGGGCGCAACCGGGCCCAGAGAUGACUCUGGACACGGACGUGGCUGAGACGCGCAGGGGCUCCGAGCAGAGGACCUGCCGGACCUGUGAAGGACGCGGGGUGCAGAAAGCCGGGGACCAGCUGUCCACGGACGGACGGGGACGCCGACCCACGGAGGGCGGGGGGCACACUCAUGCCAUAUCCCCGCCCGGCGCAGAGAGGAAUCCGCGGCUUCACCGCGCAACCGAAGAGAGAGGAGGAGGCCAGCGGGCCCGGCCGUCGGCACCAUGGCCAGCUGCCGCCACCAUUCGGGCUACCUGGCGGACGAUGAGGCCGGCCACCCUACCUACGUGGCCCGGGUGCAGCCACCUAGGAAGUCACUGUUCUCGGAAAUGGGCCACGCCUCCAAGCCGGGCCACAGGCCACACCCGCCUUCCUCGCAUGAUCCCUCUGGCAGCUCAGGCCGCUGCAGAAACCCUAAGGGCCCUCGACCCUUUAGGAGCUUCCUGGAUUUCCUUGUCGAGGGUCAGGUGCUGGAAAGCCUGCAGACGGUGGUGGAGGAGGCAACGGAGCGCAUGGCCACCGUGAAGACCGAGGCGGGAGUGCCGCUGGUGGAGGUGCAGGACCCCGUGGAGGUGCCGAGGGGCGGGCGCCGGGCGCGGGCCCGGCCCAGCCUCAGCACCCUCCGCCGGCACCGCGCCCGGCCCGGCCUCUGCGUGGGGCGCCCCAACAAUUACCCCUCCCGCUCCAGCUCCAUGUCCGACUCCCGCAGCAGCUGCACAGCCGCCGACUGGCCGGGCUGCCACAGCCGGGACAGCGACCUGGGCUCCCAGGGCCUGGGCCGACUGCCACCCGUGACGGACCAAGUCCUGCUGGAGAAGAGCCUCAAACGGCUGCUGCAGCUGGAGAACCGAGGGAGAGGCCUGGGGCAGGCCUCCUCCCACGGGGACUCGCUGCUGUGGGACUCGCUGGACAGCCAGAGCAGCACCCAGUGGACCGUAGAGCAGCCCCUGUCGUGGUUCUCAGGCCCGCUGGGCUCGAGCUGGGACACGCACGAAUCGUCAGAGCUGGGGCCCACGGAGCGCGAGCUGGGCUUCCUCAGGCGGCAGCUGAACAAGGAGAUGAGAUCCCUGCUGAGCCAUCCGGCGUCGUUUGAGCUGCCUGGCUACUGUGCGCUCCGCGAGCCCCAUCGGACGCUGGACUUCCUGGCCGAGCACCACCUCUUCCCCGCCCUGCAGAACGUGGUCAACCGGGCCGUAGAGAAGCUCAGCGGCGCCCGCCGCCGCGACGGCGGCCCGCUCUUCCCGUCGGAAUGGGAGACCGCCCGGGAGUCAGACUCCAAGAUGGCCACGCCCACGGACGGGGAGGAGCUCUACGAGUCACCGCCCACCACGGCCUCCAGCCCCCGGACCGAGCAAAGGAAGAGCCAGCCCAAGGGUCGCGCCAAGGCCAAGGAAGGUGGCUCUCCCGUGCCUAGCCCUCAAGUGGCCACCAGGUUCCGGCUUGAGGUGACAGCCACUGAAGAGCCCAAGAGCCCCGGCUGCAAGUUCAGCAAGAAGAAGCCACUGCCCUCCAUCCUGUCCAGGUCCAGCAGCGUGUCCCAGCUCUCCAACCCCUGGCACGAGGAACUCGUCGACUACCUGAAGGAUCAGGCCGUGUCCCUGCUCGUCCACAAGUACAGCUUUGAGAAGAACCUCGCCGACCAGCUGGGCUUUAUCUCCUUCCCGGUCACUGAGGCGCUCAUGGACCUCUACCUGGGCUUCAAGAAGGUGAAGGGCUCACACAUCCACCUGUCCUCCACGGUUGACUGGCACUGCCUGCUGCGCCGGCUGGAGGAGGCCGAGUCCAGCCGACGCUCGUCCCGGCUGGCGUUCCCGGCCCCCUCCCGACCAACCUCCCAGCACAGCACCCCCCGGCGAGGCAUGGGGACCCCCGCCACGCCCUCCGAGGUCUCCGCCAGGGGCCACAGGAUCCGGGAUAAGCCCACGGGGCCCUCCCGCCUCGACACGAGGCCCCAGGGCUCCCGGCCACACCCCCCACAGGAGCGCUCCAGGCCCCCAGAGGCCAAGCGGUUCCUGUCCCCCACCAAGGCCGGCGUGGCCUCCCAUCCGUCCGAACAGACAGUGGACAUGGAGGACCGGCAGAGCAUGGAGGAGGAGGAUGAAGAGGAGGAGGAUGAAGAGGAGGAAGAUGAACAGGAGGAGGAGGAGGAGGAAGACUUCUUUGGAGAUGAGGACUGGCCCCAGAGCUCCCAGGAGCCUCCAGGGGAGGCCACAAUCAGCUCCCCCGUGGCAGGCUCCGGGGCAGGCCCCAGUGACCCCUUGUGAGGCCCCGUGCGGCCUCACCAAGCACUGCAUGGCCCACUCCUCCUGCCACCGCCGACCACUGCUGAUGCACCUGCCCUGCCCGAGCAGAGGUCAGAAUGGUUGGUACCCACGAGCAGCUUCGCUGAGCCUCUCGCGGGAGCCAACAGAAAGAAUAAAGCUUGUGUUGAUGCA
Messenger RNA from Bubalus bubalis (water buffalo), 2625 nucleotides. It is a transcript of the gene CCDC116, whose product is annotated as coiled-coil domain containing 116. The record is from RefSeq and is a predicted model, not a curated record. The transcript is spliced from 4 exons. Gene Ontology annotation, cellular component: centrosome. NCBI's taxonomy places the organism in Eukaryota, Metazoa, Chordata, Mammalia, Artiodactyla, Bovidae. The coding region runs from base 415 to 2454 and encodes 679 amino acids.